Messenger RNA from Pseudomyrmex gracilis, 1806 nucleotides. RefSeq lists its product as uncharacterized. The coding region runs from base 1 to 1806 and encodes 601 amino acids. The record is from RefSeq and is a predicted model, not a curated record. Gene Ontology annotation, molecular function: nucleic acid binding; zinc ion binding. Lineage: Eukaryota; Metazoa; Arthropoda; Insecta; Hymenoptera; Formicidae. The transcript has a single exon.
AUGGCGAAGCUCCGAGCUCCCACCAANGAGCCGCGGGAGCAACCGUCGCUCCCGCUGGGGGAAUCUCCGCUCCCCCAGCGGAAACCGAGGUCGCGUGGGCCAACGUCCCGCCUGGCACCUACCCGGGGUUCCAGCCCGGAGUCCAGUCGGAACAUGGACGUCUCCCCCCCUCCGGCAAGGAAGACAGACGGGGGCGACAGGGCGGUGGGUUCUCCACUGGGUCUGGGAGCUCCACGAGAGGAGGAGCGCCUGGCCGCGCUCCCUCAGGAACAAAAGGACACGAAGUCCCUCCUGAGGGAUCACACCCGCGCGGUCGACAAACUGAUCACCGAACGGCUGGACAAGUUUUUCCAGUCGUUNGUGGAUCGACAGUUACGCCCUCCUCUAGGGAGCGGUCCCCAGAAGGAGACAGUGGCGGUGGCCCGAACGGAGACGGGGGACGGCAGCCGAGCCGCACCUGGUGCGACGACUGCGCUGGUCCCCCUGCCCNCGGUCCGACCGNGACAGGAAACUUCUGGGCCCUCUCAGACUCAGAAGUCGAGGGCCAAGAAGAAGCGGAAGGCCAAGCAGCAGAAGAAGGAGGCCAAGGGAAAGGAGGGAGGCGAGCAGCGGCCGGGAACCGGUCCGGUGGCAAGUGCCACCCCCCGAACACCCGGACAAGGGUUCGCCCCCUCCGCGUCCGCCUCCCAGCCUUCUGCUCCCACCACCUCACAGGACUCUUGGUCCCAGGUGGUGGGACGCAAAAAGAAGAAAAAGCCGGUUCCCCAGACCUCCACCUCAACACCGCCCAGCGGCAAGGGCGGAGGCAAGGGAACGCAGGCGGGAACGGCUAAGCCAGCUCCUCCCAAGCCCCGAUUGGGCCGGCCACCCCGCUAUUCGGCGGUGGUACUCUCGGCUCCCGAGGGGGCCAGCGGCAGUUUUGUCGGGGAGGUCCUGGCAUACGUCCGCUCCAAAGUGGCAUUGGAGCCACUGGGCGUCCAGGGCCUCCGCGCGAGGAGGGCUCUCACCGGGGCCCUCGUUCUGGAAAUCUCCGGAGAGGGCAGCGACACCAAGGCGGAGGCGCUCUAUAACGCCAUGCUCCCCUUGGUGUCGGAAAAAGGGGGACGGCUCGCGAGGCCGGUUAAGACCGCGGAACUGCGCGUUCGGGGCCUCGACGAGUCAGUCUCCCCAGCAGAGGUCCAGGCGGCGGUGGCGUCGGCCGGGGGGUGCGCAUCGGCCACUGUACAAGUUGGCCAGCCGCGUGCCUCCCCCGGUGGGAUGUACACCGCAUGGGUGAAGUGCCCCUUGGCUGCAGCCCAAAAAGUUGUGGCGGCGGGGGCGCUCACCGUAGGGUGGGUGCGNGCACCUGUGGAGGCGCUGGAGCAGCGUCCUCUGCAGUGCCACAGGUGCCUCCGGCGCGGGCACGUGUUGUCGGCGUGCCCGUACACCGCACCCGAGGAAGACAGACGCGGUCGCUGCUUUAACUGCGGCGACCGCGGGCACAGGGUGUCGACGUGCACGUCGGCACCCAGGUGUGCCCUGUGUGCGGACCUUGGACGUCCCGCCAACCACCGCCUGGGGGGCAGGGCUUGCGCCCCAGCCCCCAGUAAAGGCAAAGGAAAGCGGGCGCCCAAGGCCGCGAGCCUCCCGAGUGACACGCAGGCCACUCCGGAGGCGGGAANCCCCUCUGCUGGUGCUCCAGCAAUACGGGGGAAGGAAGCGCCCGCUGCCNAGUUAACUCCGACAGCGAGCGGCAGCGAGGGGAUUGCACCCCCCUCCCCUCCUGCGAGUAGGGCCCUGGAGGAGGAUAGCAUGGACACGNCGUAA